AUGCAGGAACCCCAAUUCAAGUAUGCGAAUAUCCCUCAGUUUCAGUACCAAAGCUUCGAACGUGAAUUAAAGACCUUUGAAAUUGGCUCUUUGACUUUCUCUUCUUAUCCUAUCACCCCUAAAACUACCAAUGCGAAUCGUCUGACGGAGGGCAAGGACCAGGAUAACCAAACGGCCGCCGAUGCCGAACCGAAAAAGGAGGAUGCCCCCGUCGAGCCCCCACCAGACGAGCCUAGCAAGUCUGCAGAAGAGAGCUCAUCGAACUCAGACCCUGCUGAACCACCAGAGGCAGCGACUGCUCCAACGGAGCCUGACUCCUCAGAGCCCGCUGAGCCCGCUGAGCCUGCAGAGGCCACCGACCCCGCCAGCGGAGACGCAAAGGAAGAGGGUAAGGAAGAGCCUGCUGGCGAUGAGCCGGCGCCGAACGCAGAGGGUGAAAGCGCUCCAGACGAAGCCUCUCAAGAACCACCUGCAGAGGGUGCAGAAAAUCCAGUGGCCGAAACGAAAGACGAAGAGCCUACGCCACCCGCAGAAGAACCAGCCGCAGAUGAUGGUGGAGCCAAGAAAGACGAUAACAAUGACAACAAUGACGAGGAUUUUCCAGAGUGUGACCCUGAAGCCGGACUCGACAAAGUAGAGGCCGAGAAGGAAGCACUCGCCAAGCAAGAAGCUGAAGACGCCAAAGCCGAGGAGGAUCUCCCACCAGCAGAUGGGGAAGCUCCAGCUGCUACCGAUGAGCAACCCGCCGCUGACAAUACCGAGGACACUGGUGAUAGUCCUGCACCAUUGGAAAAUUCACCCGCGACAGAAGGAGCUGCAGACGCACCCACCAAUACUUCUGCCGAGUCUCCUGAAGCUCCUGUUGAGGCACCCGUUGAGACUGUACCAGAGCCCGAGAAAGAGGCUCCCAGUGAAGAACCAGCAGCCGAUCCUAGCCCACCAGCCGAUGAACCAGCUGGCAAGUCGAAAAAGAACAAGAAAAAGGCGAAAAAGGCGAAAAGGGCAGCCGAGACCGAGCCCGAGCCCGAAGCUGCACCUGAACCUGUAGCGGAGCCUACAUCAGAGCCUGCACCCGAGCCCGAAGCUACACUCGAACCUGUAGCGGAGCCUACAUCAGAGCCUGCGCCAGAGCCCGAGCCCGAACCCGAAGCUACACUUGAACCUGUAGCGGAGCCUGCGCCAGAACCCGGGAAAGAGGCUCCCAGCGAAGAACUAGCAGCCGAAACUCCACCCGAAGCUACACCUGCCGAUCCUAGCCCGCCAGCAGAAGAGCCGCCAGCCGAUGAACCAGCCGGCAAGUCAAAAAAGGACAAGAAAAAGGCGAAAAAGGCGAAAAAGGCAGCUGAGACCGAGGCCAAGCCUGAGGCUGCACCUGAACCAGUAACGGAGCCUGCGCCAGAGCCUAUCCCGGAUCCUGUCGAGCCACCUGCAGAAGUGGCCACAACACCCGAAGGCGAUGAAAAGGCUCAAGCAGAGGCAGAGAUAAAGCCGGCUGAAGCAGCAGAUCCAGCUGAAAGUGAUGCUCUCAAGGAACCCGAAGAAGUACCACCAGCUGCAGAACCGGAGGAAGUGCCAGCUGAAGCUACCCAAGAAACAGAGAGUGCUCCAGUUGAAGAAUUCCCUGCCGCUGAUGCUUCUGUCAAUGAACCUUCAGAGGCGGCUGCUGAGGAAUCCCCAAAGGAACCGGAACCUGAGCCUGCUCCAGCCGCUGAGCCCGAAGCCACACCAGCCACAGUUGAUGAGGUCAAGGCAGAGGACGCACCUUCGGUGGAUGCUAGUCCAGAGCCAGUAGUUGAGCCGGUCGAAGAGCCACAAGCAGCAGCUGAACACGAACCAGCAGUUGAAGAAGCACCCUCGGCCCCAGAUGUUGCUCCAGAACAGCUUGCUGAAGAACAACCUGUUGAAGAGGUAGCAGAGGCACCGGCUGCAGAGGAACCUGUGACUGAACAGCCUGCAGGGGAACUCGAAGCCGAAGCCGAAGCUGCACCUGAACCUGAACCAGCUGCUGCUGAAACUGCUGCUGAGCCUACACUCCCAGCAGAAGCCCCAGCAGAAACAGUAUUGGAAGAAUCUAUCUCAGAGGCAGAUCAGCCAAAGGAGAUUCCAGCAGAAGUUUCACUGGCUGAAGCUGAAGCUGCACCUGUGGAUCCCACGCCUGCUGAGCAAGAGCCAACACCAGAGCCCGAGGCUGCACCCGCUGAAUCCGAGCCAGUACCGGAACCCGAGCCAGCUCCUGCUGAACCAGAACCAGAACCAGCUCCUGAGCCUGAGCCUGAGCCUGCUCCUGUUGAGCCUGAACCACUACCCGAACCAGUACCCGCCGAGCCAGAACCAACGCCAGAGCCUGAGGCUGCACCCGCUGAACCAGAGCCAGCUCCUGCUGAACCAGAACCAACGCCAGAGCCCGAGGCUGCACCGGCUGAACCAGAGCCAGUACCGGAACCAGUAUCCGCCGAGCCAGAACCAACGCCAGAGCCCGAGGCUGCACUCGCUGAACCAGAGCCAGUACCGGAACCAGAGCCAGCUCCUGCUGAACCAGAACCAGCUCCUGAGCCUGAGCCUGCACCCGCUGAACCGGAACCAGCACCGGAACCAGAGCCUGCUCUUGUUGAGCCUGAACCGCUACCUGAACCUGUACCCGCCGAGCCAGAGCCUGCUCCUGCUGAGCCCGCUGAACCAGAACUGACACGAGAGCCCGAGCCCGAGCCCGAACUCGCACCCGCCGAACCUGAGCCAUCGCCUACUGAGCCUCUAGUGCCCGAGGCACCCAGAUCCGAUGGACUUGCACCGGAUGAGUUUCCUCCCGAGGACUCCGCCGAGGGACCUCGCGGCGAGCUCAUGGAGCCCAUGGAUCCUACUGCAACCAGGCAAGGUUCUCGCAGAAAGAAGAGACGCUCGCCUAGUGACCGUGAAGACCGUGAACGAGAGCGACGAUACUCCAAGACUUCUUCUGAGGGCCGCAAAGAGCAGCUUUCCCGCCCCAAAAAUGACGGCGGCUUGUUCACUAACCGGUGGGCCAAGGCUUUGGAGCAAGCGCGAAAGGAACAUGACGACAAGCAGCAGAAGAAGAAUCAGGAGAAGAGGAAACAGCAAGCUGUCGCUGAAGACCGUCAACGCAGUGGUGUCUCGCCCCCUGAGAAGAUCAGACGCUCUGAGAAGAUUGCAGCAAGAGAGGAGGCAAUGGCAAUGGAGGAACCACCUGUUGUUGAAGUCGAGAUUGAACCCAGGCCCAAGCGCCGUUCGUCUGAACAAGGCCAGGCUAAAUCAGUCAAGACUACAUCUUCGAAACAGGCAGCCUCUUCAGCUCCAGCUCCCAAACGCGCUUUCCUUCGAUAUAUGGGCAAUGGUCAAUCAGACACGACUAGACCCAUUGUGCGGGUUAACAGCACGAAAUCUACUGCACCGUCAACUGAGCGUCGCCCUUCGAUCAGCCACAGCAACGGCAGUGGUCCACCGAGUGACGAGAAAGCCACCAUUGAUGGAAGGCGACUUAGCACUCGCUCCGGCGGCUCUAUCUCUCGCCGCGAAGCACGUCGUGAAGAAAGGCGCGAGGAGAGACGUGAGGAGCGUCGACAAGAAGAAGCUCGGGCCGAGAAGAAAGCACGGAGACGGUCUCGCGAGGAACCCGAGUCCAGCAAGCCCCGGGAAAGGGAGCGAGAGAAGAAGCCCGAGGGCUCUCGUCGCGCCGCCCGCCAGGAAAGCAGAGACAAGGAUCCUAACUCGCGCCGUCAUCGUCGUCGCGAAGAAUCUCCGCCAAAAGAGCAAUCCAGACUUAAGAGCCUUUUCCGAACGAUCGCAGCGCACUAG
Messenger RNA from Penicillium waksmanii, 3807 nucleotides. RefSeq names its product PE repeat family protein. Lineage: Eukaryota; Fungi; Ascomycota; Eurotiomycetes; Eurotiales; Aspergillaceae. Bases 1 to 3807 code for a protein of 1268 amino acids. The transcript has 3 exons. The record is from RefSeq and is a predicted model, not a curated record.